UGAAAAUUAUAAGCAAAAUCACUACAGCACUGUAAAGAUAUGGCAAAAUUAUUGGAAAUUAAUCUGGAAUUAAACUUCAAGGAAAUGAGAAACAGAAUUGGUGUAGUAAUUGAUUAAGACUCUGGGCGUCGCUGUUCACCAAGAUGGGAGAGAAGCUGUAAGGGAAGCCGCCGAACUCUGCCUUUUCGUAUGGAACACGGAUAAGAUAAACUCCUGGGGAGAGCCACGCAUCUGUGCCCCCACUCCCACCUUGGCCAGGGGAUAUGUUCCUCUUGGUAUUAGAAAAACAGGGAAAUAGCAGACUGAGCCAAGAGUGAAAGAAAAUUGGACGCAGGGAAGGCAAUGGCGGAGCCACGGAAGCCCUGGAGCUGCAGAGAGCUGCCACUGCUUGUCGUGCUGCUGGGGACAUUGUGCGCUCAGGGAGCCGGGCAGAUCCGUUACUCAGUCCCCGAAGAGCUGGAGAAAGGCGCCUUGGUGGGCGACAUCGCCAAGGACCUGGGGCUGGAGCCGCGGGAGCUGGUGGAGCGCGGAGUCCGCAUCGUCUCCCGAGGUAGGGCGCAGCUGUUCGCUCUGAACGCGCGCAGCGGCAGCUUGGUCACGGCGGGCAGGAUAGACCGCGAGGAGCUCUGUGCCCAGAGCCUGCGGUGCGUGGUGAGCUUCAACGUCUUGGUGGAGAAUAAAAUGAAAAUUUAUGGAGUGGAGGUAGAAAUAAUGGAUAUCAAUGAUAACUUCCCGCGAUUCCGGGAUGAGGAAUUAAAAGUAAAAAUCAAUGAAAAUGCUGCUGUGGGGACGCGGUUGGUGCUUCCCUUUGCGCGGGAUGCGGAUGUGGGUGUGAACUCGCUCCACAGUUACCAGCUCAGCUCCAAUCUGCACUUCUCUCUGGAUGUGAAAAGCGGAAAGGAUGGGCAGAAAUACCCGGAGCUGGUGCUGGAACAGCCCCUGGACCGCGAGAAAGAAGCUGCUUACAACCUCCUGCUUACUGCCUUGGAUGGCGGAGAGCCCACACUCUCUAGCACCGCGCAAAUCCACGUGGAGAUCCUCGACGCAAACGACAACGCGCCGCUGUUCGCUCGAUCUGAGUACAGAGUGAGUGUGCCGGAAAAUGUCCCCGUGGGCACUCAGCUCCUCACGCUGACCGCUACGGACCCAGACGAAGGGAUAAACGGAAAACUAACCUACUCUUUCCGCAAUGAGGAAGACAAAAUUGCAGAGACUUUCCAGCUUGAUCCCAACACGGGGGAAAUCUCGACGGUGCAGCCCCUGGAUUAUGAAAAAACCAGCUUCUACCGCAUGGAAGUGGUAGCCCAGGAUGGAGGCGCCCUCCUGGCCAGCGCUACCCUGUUGGUCACAGUCCAAGACGUGAAUGACAAUGUCCCCGAAGUGAUCCUCACCUCUCUAACCAGUUCUGUGGCUGAGGACUGCCUUCCUGGGACACUGAUUGCACUGUUCAGUGUGCAUGAUGCUGAUUCUGCAGAGAAUGGUGAAAUUGAAUGCUCUGUCCCCAGCAAUCUGCCUUUUAAACUGGAAAAGUCCAUUGAUAAUUACUAUCACCUGCUAACCACAAGAGCCCUGGACAGGGAAGAGAUUUCAGAUUACAAUAUCACAGUAACCGUCAAGGACCAUGGAACUCCUGCCCUGUCUACAGAAAAUCACAUCUUCCUGAAAGUCCGUGAUGUGAAUGACAAUCCACCCACUUUCACUCAUGCCUCCUACUACACCUCCCUCCUAGAAAACAACCCCAGGGGUGUCUCCAUCUUCUCCGUGACAGCUCAUGACCCCGACAGUGGUGACAAUGCUCAGGUCACUUACUCCCUGGCUGAAUAUACAUUUCAGGGAGCACCUCUGUCCUCCUACAUCUCCAUCAACACUGACACUGGUGUCCUGUAUGCACUGCGCUCCUUCGACUAUGAGCAGUUCCGAGACCUGCAGCUCUGGGUGACAGCCAGUGACAGUGGGGAACCACCACUCAGCAGCAAUGCCUCGUUCACCCUCUCUGUGCUGGACCAGAAUGACAAUGCCCCUGAGAUCCUCUACCCCACCAUCCCCACCGAUGGAUCCACAGGUGUGGAGCUGGCACCCCGCUCCGCAGAACCUGGCUACCUGGUAACCAAGGUGGUGGCAGUGGACAGGGACUCUGGCCAGAACGCCUGGCUGUCCUACCGGCUGCUCAAGGCCAGUGAGCCAGGGCUGUUCUCUGUGGGGCUGCACACGGGCGAGGUGCGCACAGCGCGGGCCCUGCUGGACAGAGAUGCACUCAAACAGAGCCUGGUGGUGGCCGUCCAGGACCACGGGCAGCCGCCUCUCUCGGCCACUGUCACACUCACAGUGGCCGUGGCCGACAGCAUCCCCGCAGUGCUGGCUGACCUGGGCAGCCUCAAGCCUUCAGUGGAAGCUGAUGAGGCAGACCUCACUCUGUACCUGGUGGUGGCAGUGGCUACAGUGUCGUGUGUCUUCCUGGCCUUUGUGAUUGUGCUGCUGGCGCUCAGGCUGAGGCGCUGGCACCACUCCCGCCUCCUGCAAGCCUCAAGAGGAAGAUUGUCAGGCAUGCCAGCCUCACACUUUGUGGGAGUGGACACCUUCCUGCAGACCUAUUCUCAUGAGAUCUCUCUUACCUCGGACUCCCGGAAAAGCCAUUUGAUCUUCCCACAGCCCAACUAUGCAGACAUGCUCAUUAGCGAAGACAGUUGUGAGAAACAAGAGCCUCUCCUGGUGUCUGAUAAGAUAAACCCAAGCAAGGAGGAGCCUGGAGCCAUUCAGGUCAGUUUUCUUGCAGUUGGUGGGGAGAGGAAAUUCUUCAGUGUGAGCCCAGGGAACGGGAACUUGGUUGUGGGCGACCGCAUAGACCGAGAGCAGAUCUGUGGCCAGAAGGCAACGUGCUUCGUGGAAUUCGAGGUGGUGGCCGUGAAACCAUUAACCUUCUUCCACGUCACCGUGCUGAUCCAGUACCUCAACCACAUGCCCAUCUUCAGCGACAACAGCACCAAACUGGAAAUUAGCGAGCUUGCACCGGCUGGAACCACCUUCGCUGCUGGAAAGGAGCCAGACGGCAGCAGUUACCCAGAGCUGGUGCAGAUGGUGCCCCUGGACAGGGAGCAGCAGGCUCGCCACCUCCUGGUCCUCACAGCCAUGGACUGCGGUACACUACCCAGGAGUUACACAACCCCGGUCCAGGUCAUUGUGGCUGACGCCCACGAUAACUCGCCAAACUUCACCUUGGACGUGUACUCAGCAAGCGUCCGGGAGAACCUCCCUGCCAACUCGGCGGUGCUGCCUAGAGUCAUGGCCACGGACACGGAUGAGGGCGGCAAUGCCAAGAUCACCUACCCCUUCAUCAAUGUUGGCGAGGCAGCCAGACAGUUGUUCAGGUUGGGUAGUAAGACAAGGGAGCGCAGCAUGGGUGCAGAGAUGGACUUUGAGGAGAGAGUCUUUGCUGAUUUAAGGACCCUUAUAUUAAUGCUGAGGAGAGUAAACGGCGUGUGGAACUGCCCUUCUUACUCCUAA
Molecule: messenger RNA, 3501 nt
Organism: Ochotona princeps (American pika)
Lineage: Eukaryota; Metazoa; Chordata; Mammalia; Lagomorpha; Ochotonidae
Product: protocadherin gamma-A5-like
Exons: 4
Coding region: 343-3501 (1052 amino acids)
Biological process (GO): homophilic cell-cell adhesion
Cellular component (GO): plasma membrane
Molecular function (GO): calcium ion binding
Source: RefSeq, a predicted model, not a curated record